Messenger RNA from Cucurbitaria berberidis CBS 394.84, 2414 nucleotides. RefSeq lists its product as uncharacterized. The record is from RefSeq and is a predicted model, not a curated record. The transcript has a single exon. Lineage: Eukaryota; Fungi; Ascomycota; Dothideomycetes; Pleosporales; Cucurbitariaceae. The coding region runs from base 285 to 2174 and encodes 629 amino acids.
UUUUCCGAUACUCGCUGCAAUCUCCCGUCUCAUUACGUCAUCCUGGACAAUUUCCAACGCAACUUAUCUGCUCUAUUGGCCAGACGACACGCAGAGUUCGCGGUGAAGGCAACAGACACGUCGUGACUUCCUCCAUUGGUGCUUUCCCAUCGUUGUUUAGGGACCGACUCUUCUCUUACCCGACUGCCUUUCACCACGAGGCCCUCCCCAUAUUUAUACCCACAAUCUCCCCGCCUCCACAUCGAACAUGCACACCACGACUUGGUCCUUUGCACUCAACCCAGAUGGACCCUUCCAGAGACUCCGGCAAUGCGCCUGUCUCACGAGACUGGCGCAUUCCGAAUUUGGAUGACGCACCACUCAACAUCAUGACUGCAGCAGAUACUGCCACGAACGCCUCUAUGGUGCCCCUUUCCCAAUACUCACAUGGCAGAAGCAUUACCGUCCCGUCUCCGCCUUAUGAGCAAGGCUACUCCCAGAACAAUGACUAUUUCCAGUCGCUCGCGCCUUCCGCCUCGCCAAUCGGACGCCAUCCGCACAACGCCGAGUCUUUGAACGAUGAGGUGAAUCGCCCACUGACUCCACCACGCCAGGAAGAUGACGAUUUCAGCACAUUAAGGCAGUGGUACGCGGAGGAAGGACUUGGUAACAGCUCAUCUGGAUUUGAGCAGACAGAGCCGCAAGCUUUUUCUUGGUAUACACAACAACAGCAGCAACAACAACAACCGGACUACGCAGCUUGGAAAAAUCUGAAUCAUCCUGAGGUGCCAUACAAUGCUCCGUAUGCCCAGAACAGCCCUGAAGACGUUCAUUGUAAGCAGCCACUAUACGACUUCUAUGGCAAACCGUCUCAACUGCUUUCUAUUUCGAACCCUCACCCGCCACUUCCCCGUUACUCUCGAUAUUCCCUGGUUGCACCUCGGACUUUUGUACAACCACAACCAAUUCAGCAAUGGCCGUCUUACAGUUUACUACCCCAAGCCAGCCUGAGUGAGCUCAGUCAGUCAGACACAUCCCUAAUUCCACCGAUUCCUAAGCACACCGCAAAACUUGACGAGAAAACACGUCGAAAGCAAGAGAAGUUACACCGGAAAGGUGAAGCACGCCAACAAGAGAUCUCGGCGCGCAGGCAAUCCGCAACGCAGCGAGGUCAGCGCAAGAUGGCGGGAUCGAAACGCAAACGUAGUUCCAUCUUCAACAUGUUGGUGCCGCCUGCACCAGCCCCGCCUCGUCAACAACCGGAAGACAAAUUCCCCGUCCCAGAGUUACAGCACGAUCCUCUGGCCGAGUCCAUGGCUUGGGGGGCGCCACCACAGGGUUAUGCACCGAAUAUCGAAGGGUCAUAUUAUCACCAACCCGGGCCCGUCUCACCUCUACUAUCUCGAUACCCGCCCUCGCUAUCUAUAUCCGAGCCACAGAUACAGCCCGACCGGGAUGACAUCGAACAGUUGAUUACCGACAAGUACGAGGAAUACAAAUGGUCUGUGAAGCUGUAUGAGAUCAACCCCGAAAAAGGAUAUGAUUUUGCUCAGUCGUUUCUGGAAGACCUGUUUAGUAUGAAGGACUUGUGUGACAUCAGCUCGCAGUACAGCUGGCAUGCACAUACUAGUCAAGGCUUUAUCAAGGACGGCGACCGUCUGUCAUUCGUCGUACUCCACAAUGCAGCCAACCCAUUUACAUGGAACAUGUCGCCUGAUUCCACCACCACGAUAGGUGUUUAUGGACGAUAUUGGCACCUCCAUAACGAGAUCCAUUGGAAGACCUUCGCCCCCGACAUUCGCGAUAUCCUGAACGAUGUCAUGAACCAAGGAUUCUUCAAGUUGAAGAACAAGUGGCACGUCGACAUGGAGAAGGCGAGCGACAAGCGCUUCCACCGAGCAUAUUGGCUGGCGGCGAGGAUGAUGCCACUCAAAGGCAUUCUGAACCAUGAUCCGGUUAGGGAGACACCUCAUGAUGCCGUGGAGGAUGAUGAAGACUUCAAGGUUACUGAGAAAGAUCUGCAGAAUAGUUGGGAUGAUGAAGAAAUUUCAGAAGAGGAGUCGACUAAGACAUGGGAAAAGAUUCUUCAACGCAACGAGGAAGCUGGCGUGUCGGAGUAUAAAAACGAGCAUGUGGUCACUGGCUCCUCGGAGCGAGACAUCCACGACAUUUUAGGUAUUGGAGUCUUCUUGUAAGCUGCCGUUGUGCCGCACCUGGGGGCGUUUCGUGUUUUGUGUUCUGUGUAGGGUAGUUGCUGGCUAUGAGGACGUGAAGGCUGUGAGGUCCUUCAUUACCAGACUAUUACUGUAUGCUGGAAUUGGGAUUGGAAUUGCGACCGGGAUUGGCAGGGGUGGGCAGGCGAAAAUAUUUCAGUGCACAUGCAGGACUAUUCCAAGUCCUCCAUAACGACCAUGUAUCAAUAACAAUCACGGGCG